Molecule: messenger RNA, 2943 nt
Organism: Schistocerca serialis cubense
Lineage: Eukaryota; Metazoa; Arthropoda; Insecta; Orthoptera; Acrididae
Product: WD repeat domain-containing protein 83
Exons: 6
Coding region: 128-1099 (323 amino acids)
Biological process (GO): mRNA splicing, via spliceosome
Cellular component (GO): catalytic step 2 spliceosome
Molecular function (GO): protein binding
Source: RefSeq, a predicted model, not a curated record
AUACAAAAACUGAUGUGAUUGUUUACAUAGUGUUGUGGCACUUUGAAGCAUUUGCUAACUGAUACAUAUUGUUAUGAUGUGAAGGUUACCUGUUAAUAAAGCAAGUCUGUGUUGGGACGUCGUGAAGAUGGAUAAGACGUCAGAUAAGAAAGAAGAUAGUUCUGUCAAGUUGAAUUAUGUCUGUAGGAACAUUGUCGACUGCAAACAGGGAACGGUGAGAGCUGUGCGUUUCAAUGUUGAUGGUUCCUACUGCUUGACAUGUGGUGCAGAUCGUACUUUAAAACUGUGGAACCCCCACAGGUCACUACUACUGAAGACAUAUUUGGGACACGGAGGGGAGGUCUAUGAUGCAGCAGGGUCUUGUGACAACAGUCAGCUGUGCUCUGGAGGUGGUGAUCGCAUCGUGGUGCUGUGGGAUGUGGCAACAGGAAGGCCCCUCCGACGUCUCCGUGGACACGCAGGUCGCAUCAACUGUAUCCGCUUCAAUGAGGAAUCCAGUAUCAUUGUCUCUGGAUCACAGGACUGCACUGUGCGUUGCUGGGACAUCCGUUGCCGGCAGACACGCGAUGCGGAGAUGGUCUUGGCAGAAUCCUCAGAUGCUGUGACAUCACUGUUCGUCACUGACCACGAGAUAGUGACAGGAUCACUGGACGGAAGGGUACGGCGGUACGAUGUACGAGCCGGCGAACUUGUCACAGACUGUGUUGCCCAGCCGGUGACAUGUGUCAGUCAAACACGGGACGGACAGUGUGUCGUGGUGAGUGGCGCAGAUUCUACGAUCAGGUUGCUGGACAGGGACACGGGGGAGCUUCUCGGAGAGUACCGUGGCCACGACGUGUCUGGCUUUACGACGGAGAGCUGUGUCGAUAAUACGGACCGCCACGUGCUGUCCGGGUCAGCCGACGGCCACGUGUACUGCUGGGACUUAGUGCGUGAGAAGCUGACGGAGACACUGGUGCACGGAGAGGUGAAGGGCAGUGCUAGUGUCGUGUCUUCCCUGAGCCCACACCCACUGCGGUCUGGUCUGCUGUCAGCUGCCGGAGGCACGGUCAAGUUGUGGGGGCCGGAAGAAAGCCCAGACGAUGCAGACGAGGUGUGACCCGUUGCGAGGGUUCUACACUUUUGAUUAAACUGAUUUCUGUUUUAAACUGAUUCUGAUUAAUUACUACCCUGUACAUAAAUGUUUAAUAUUUAACUGAGUACCUAGCAUCGGGUUUCUCAGUGUCAAAAUCAGUGUUGACGGCAGCACUGUACGUGUACAAAACCAAGUUCAUUAAUAUUAAACUCUGAGAUUACCAAUUAAUAAAAUAAUUUCCACACAUUAAAAUACUAAUGUUGAUUUUGUGGAAAUGACAAGAAUAUCCAUUUAUUUAUUGAAAGUGUGACAUAUUGUGUGAGAACUAUAAUAUGGCACAUGGACUGCCUGGUUCUGUCCAUUAGCAGUGGGGAGACUUUGUGCUUUAGUGAUCUGCAGGUGUUCAUUGUCAACUGUGCAGAGUACUAUUAGCCGGUGUUGACUGCAUUGUCUUUUUUUGCUGAGCUGUGCUGCCACGGUCUGUGUGUUGUUGUGCUAUUUUUUGUGAUUUUUUGGAAAAUGAUUGAGUUAGUUAGUGGCCUAUUGCUGGAGUUACCUUCUACUCAAAGUAUGGAAAAGGAAGCCAGUUAUCAGGAGCAGUUCUGGAAAAUGGUGUUGAAAAUGGUGAAGUGCUGUGAUGCUGAGAAAACUGAAAAGGAACUGUUACCUCUUACAGUCGUCCCUCAGAGAGAUGACUUAGACUUGCAAGAGUCUGCCUAGUGUUGCUAUAAUUUAUGAGUGUGCAGGAAUCACCCAGAUGUAUCCGCAGGAAUUCCUGACAAGAAGCAGUUAAUUUCAGUUGCAGUUCAAUUAAACAGUAAUUUGAAACACCUCUGCAUAUGAUCCUAAUUACAUUAAAAUGCGUCCUCUUGUUACUGGCACAGCACUUCAUAUAGAAAGACAGAUGUAUAUAAUGACUAGUAAUACAUUUUGACGUAAAAGGUAGUGCCCACUAUGCAUAAAUUUCCUGCGGUUCUUCAACAGAAAAUGGACUGGAAAUGGAGUACCAUCUCCCUUACCCAAGUGUUCGAUUGAGAAAGGGUGAAAAAAGAUAACUUUGUUAUUGGAACAUUGAACACUGGCAACCCCAGUUGUUCGUGGAAAUGAAAAACAUUAGGAAGGCUGGCACAGAAAUGUUUUAUUUGGAUGAAUCCUGGAUGGACAAUAACCCAAUGUGUGGUAAAUGCUGACGAAAAGAAAGGUGUGGUUAUUACUGUGUGGGGAAGCAUCUACAAAAGACUAAUAGAUGAAAGUGUGGAUUCUAAAACAGGAUUCAUUAGAUAAGCACAGCUAAAGUUUUGUGCCAAAUCUACCCUGGAAGACUACCAAGGGCAGACGAAUUCUGCUAAUUUUGAAAAAUAGUUGGACGAACUUGUGCCUCCAAAUCUUCCUCCCCUAUCCAUAAUAAUCAUGAACAAAGCUCCUUAUCACAACAGUCAAGCCAACAAACCACCCAUGAAAUAUGAUAGGAAACUACCAAUAAGAGAAGAGAAAAAUACAAUAUGAUGAGAACACAACAAGCAAGUGCCACAAAGUAAUUUAUAUGUCGCCAUACAAUUUUGCCUUAAAUGCUGUAGAGCUAGUGUGAAUAAAACACAACAUUACAAGUGAAAUGUUUUCUGCAAAUCUUUUGAAUCAUGCAGGUGGUUGCUUUCACGUUGUUACUGAGGAGGACUGCACAGAGUGUUGCAGAAAGGCAUAAUAGCUCAAGAAGGAGCACUGGAGGCACGGCGAUGUAAUGGAUGUAGCCUUAUUGUCAACAUUGUCACUUCAGACACUAGUGACAAGUAUGAGAACACACUUAUAGGCAAGAAUAAAACUGUUAAGUGUACCGGAGCUUCAGAGAACUAGAGUUCUUUGUUCUAGUU